AAUAAAUGAUAGGACUCCCGGCUCAUCAUACAAGGUGCUGGUGCUGUUUGCCCUCUGAAGGACGGAAACACAAUGCAUCUGUGAAAAGCCAAAGAUAACACAGACGUGUAUUCCUUUCCUUUUACAUUCUGCCCUCUGGAUCUGGAUAUCUGGCCAUGAAUCCUGAAUACGACUACCUGUUCAAGCUGCUUCUUAUAGGAGACUCUGGUGUCGGCAAGUCUUGCCUGCUCUUGCGGUUUGCGGAUGACACCUACACAGAGAGCUACAUCAGCACAAUCGGAGUGGACUUUAAGAUCAGAACCAUUGAAAUGGAACAGAAGACUGUCAAACUACAAAUUUGGGACACAGCCGGACAAGAAAGGUUCCGGACCAUCACAUCCAGCUACUACAGAGGAGCACAUGGGAUCAUCAUUGUGUAUGAUGUCACUGAUCAGGAGUCCUUUAACAACGUGAAGCAGUGGUUGGAGGAGAUUGACCGCUAUGCGUGUGAAAAUGUCUCCAAGUUGCUUGUGGGAAACAAGUGUGACUUGGUCUCUAAAAAGGUAGUGGACUUUGCCACUGGUCAAGAAUUUGCUUCAUCCCUAAAGAUUCCAUUCCUGGAGACCAGUGCGAAGAAUGCUGAUAAUGUAGAGAAAUCAUUUUUAACCAUGGCCUCUGAAAUACAGAAGCGUGUUGGAAGUGAUGGUGUUCAGAGUGAGGCUGCUAAAGUGGGCAACAAGAUAAACAGUGCACCCCUUUGGCCUGGGGGGAAAGAGGAGGCUGCCUCAGAGGAGGGGAAUUCUUGUUGCUAAUGCCAUACACAAACUACAGAAUAAGAGAAUCAAUGAGUUUGGACACUAUCUUAAUUUCCUUUUGUUUUGUUCAGAGAUGGUAAUUGAUCCUUGUGUGAACAGCUAUGCAAUAGUUAUGCGGUAGCCUGUUCCAAAAGUGCAUAGAAUGUGGCCCACAGAAAGGCACCCUUUGAAUUAGUUGGUACCAUUCUAAUGUAAUAGCUGAACACAGACAGCAACCGUGCUACCUUUGAAUGGCCUGGGUAUCGAAAAUGUGACAAAAAAACAACAGUUGAUUUACCCAUGUGGGGUAGGUGAUUGUUUGCUUGAUGCUUGUAAGGUGAAUUUUCUGUGUAAUUUUAUCUGUAACAUUUGUGAAGAACUGAUUGUUUUGGUUACCACUGGUGGUCAAACAAGUAAUUUUUUCUUGUGUUAAACACUUUUUGAUUAACGUUUGUUGUUUAAUGAAGACAAUAAAAUAUAUUUGCG
Molecule: messenger RNA, 1259 nt
Organism: Oncorhynchus tshawytscha (Chinook salmon)
Lineage: Eukaryota; Metazoa; Chordata; Actinopteri; Salmoniformes; Salmonidae
Exons: 6
Coding region: 156-791 (211 amino acids)
Molecular function (GO): GTP binding; GTPase activity
Source: RefSeq, a predicted model, not a curated record